AUGAGCACUGAGUCAGCCCCUCCAAUCUUGCCCAACGAAACCAAUAAAGAUUCUACGAAUUCUUCUGAAAAGAUGAAAGAACGGGCCCAUUUAGCGCCUGAAGAGUGUGAAUCGGGUCUGAGCCAGGUGCAAGAUUCGAAAUCUCGGGGAAGCACACGACGCGGACUAAAAUCUCGACAUGCACAGAUGAUCGCAUUAGGAGGUACCAUUGGUACAGGAUUAUUUGUUGGAACUGGACAAGCUCUUUCAGUUGGAGGCCCUGGGUUUCUCUUCCUUGCAUAUUGUCUUGAAACAAUAUUCGUCUAUGGUAUUGUGACGGCGACAACAGAGAUUAGUGCAUAUAUGCCGGCUGGUGGAAGUACGAUGGCGUCGUAUGCCACUCGUUACGUCUCUCCCAGUCUUGGAUUCGCCAUGGGGUGGCUUUACUGGUAUUCUUUCGCCAUUAUUGUUCCCUACGAGAUCACUGCCGCCGGAUUGGUUGUUAACUAUUGGCCAAAUGAUAUAAAUAUUGCCGUGUGGAUCACUGUCCUUCUUUUCGUCAUCAUUGGCCUAAAUUUCUUUCCUGUAAAGGUAUAUGGAGAGACCGAGUUUUGGUUUGCUUCUCUGAAGGUAUUCAUGAUAGUUGGCCUUUUGAUCCUCUCUUUCAUUCUCUUCUGGAGCGGCGGUCCAUCACAUCGGCGGCUUGGAUUUCAUUACUGGAAAGAUCCAGGGGCCACUAAAGAGUACCUAAUCGACGGGGCCGGGGGAAGGUUUUGUGCUCUUCUAUAUGUGCUUGUCUUCUCUGCUUUCUCCUUUAGCUUUGCGCCCGAAUUACUUGUAAUCACUGGAGGUGAAAUGGAAUCGCCACGACGAAAUUUGCCAACCGCAGCCAAAAGAUACUUCUACCGACUUCUUAUUUUCUACAUUGGCGGAACCCUUGCAAUAGGGGUUAUCACAGUGUCGUAA
Sclerotinia sclerotiorum 1980 UF-70 is the source of this 945-nucleotide messenger RNA. RefSeq lists its product as hypothetical. Gene Ontology annotation, cellular component: membrane. The record is from RefSeq and is a predicted model, not a curated record. Gene Ontology annotation, biological process: amino acid transmembrane transport. Gene Ontology annotation, molecular function: amino acid transmembrane transporter activity. The transcript has 2 exons. The coding region runs from base 1 to 945 and encodes 314 amino acids. NCBI's taxonomy places the organism in Eukaryota, Fungi, Ascomycota, Leotiomycetes, Helotiales, Sclerotiniaceae.